AGAAGCGAUCGAAGCAUGGAGCGAAUACCACUCUUGGACUAGCUAAAGUAUCUGCAUUUUUCUUUAUUUCGUUCAGUUCCUAGGGUCUGUUCAAGAUGGAGAGCGCUGCGGCAGACGUGAUCAUCUUGGGGGCUUCUGGAUUCACUGGCAAGCGCGUUUUGGGUGAGUUCCUCCGCAAGCUCCCAGAGGACAGGAAGGUGGGCAUAGCUGGGCGUAGCCGCCAGAAGCUGGAGGAGUCCCUCUCUUGGGCUCUCGGACAUACGUCUGAAGAACAGAGGCUCAAGUCGUCCGUGCCGAUAUUCGAGGCUGAUGUUCACGACAUGGCUUCUCUUCGGGGGUUGUGCUCGAAAACAAAGUUGCUCGUCAGCUGCGUUGGUCCGUACAGGCUUUAUGGAGAGCCCGUUGUGGCUGCUUGCGUGGAAGCUGGAAUAGACUACUUGGACAUCACUGGGGAGCCCGAGUUCAUGGAAAGGAUGAGGGCCAAGUACCACGAGCAGGCCGUGGACAGGGAAAGUCUGGUGGUGUCCGCUUGUGGAUUCGACAGUGUUCCGGCGGAGUUUGGGGUCAUCUUCAAUACGAAGCAGUGGCAAGGCUCUUCGAAGCCCAACAGCAUUGACGCCUAUCUCACGCUGCGUUCCUCGACGCGGAUGAAAGGCAACUUUGCAACUUUUGAGUCUGCGGUCCUGGGAAUUGCGAGCGUUGGGGAGCUUCAAAAGCUCAGGAAGUCGAGGCCAAUUAAAUCGCCAAGACUCCAGAUUCCAGGAGUGCCGCUGAAACGCCCUGCGGUGCACUGGGAGGACGCAGUAAAUUCCUGGGCCGUCAAGAUCCCUUCGUCCGACGCAGUCCUGGUUCGUAGGACUCUUGCAACAGUAGCUGAGAACCCAGACGGCCUUCCUACGGCUUCCAAGCAUCAAGAACAGUCCUUAAGGCAGUGGACGGACAUCAAGCCUGUGCUCUUUGGCGUCUACUUGAGCGUCAAGGAGCUCUGGAGGGUCUGCUUUCUGCUGCUCACGGGAUUCAUUCUCUACGUCCUGGCAAACUUUGGUUGGGGUAGAAAGCUCCUGCUCAGCUAUCCGGAGGUUUUCACAGGCGGAGUUUUCAGCAAGACGGGGCCUUCGCAGGAGGAGAUUGAUAACUCCUCUUUCUCGAUGGUGUUCGUGGGCCGCGGCUUCAAGGACGCUAGCAAAGUUCCGCCCGGGAAGAAACAGCAACCGGACAUGGAGAUCAUCACGCGAGUAACAGGUCCGGAGAUUGGAUACGUGACGACGCCUAUCAUUCUCGUCCAGGCGGCGCUGCUCGUGCUGGAAAACCGCGAUAAACUCCCCAAAGGUGGCGUGUGGACUCCUGGUGUUGCGUUUGGAACCACGGACUACGAGCAGAGGCUGCAAAACAAUGGCUUGUCGUUUGACGUUAUUAGCAAGCAUUAGAUAAACCUUGGCCAAAAAAAUUAGAUUUAUUUUGUGUUCAUAAUAAACAAUAUAAAGAUUUUACAUUGAUUUAUG
This is a messenger RNA of Selaginella moellendorffii, 1502 nucleotides long. RefSeq names its product probable mitochondrial saccharopine dehydrogenase-like oxidoreductase At5g39410. Lineage: Eukaryota; Viridiplantae; Streptophyta; Lycopodiopsida; Selaginellales; Selaginellaceae. The transcript is spliced from 2 exons. Gene Ontology annotation, cellular component: plasma membrane; lipid droplet; mitochondrion. Gene Ontology annotation, biological process: glycolipid biosynthetic process. Bases 96 to 1427 code for a protein of 443 amino acids. The record is from RefSeq and is a predicted model, not a curated record.